AUGGAAUCACGUUAUAUUGAUAUCAACUGUCUUGUUUUUGACAUGCCUUAUAGUGAUGCAUUUUCCAUUAAAAUUGGUUGUAGUGAUAUGAUCAGAAUCUACAAUGGGUACAGUAUUUGUGCAGACUCACUUAUUUUAUUGAAAGUCAAUAAACCACUUGGUAGAACAAACGAUAAACUGAUAUUUAAUUGUUUUGAGGAAGAAAAAUUAGUUGCAAUUGUAAAAAUUAGGGAUUAUGAAUGGCUGGACACUAGGAAAUAUCUCCAAGUGAUUAUUAAACUACCUGAAAUUGUUCGACUAACAACAAUAACUCUCAAUUGCCUUGUUAUUCCGAGUGGCUCACCUGAAAAUCUCUCAGUACAUGAUGUUAUUUCACUCCAGACUUCUUACGAUGAAACAGUUGAUAAAUUAAGGUUAAUGAUUAGGGAGCGGUGGGCACCUGUAUUUGAAAAUAUUCUUCCUACCAAUUUUAUUCUUCAUCAUAUCGAUAGAAGUACAUCUACGACGAUCAAAAAUCAAAUCGAUUUUUAUAAAUUAGGACGUGGGGAAUAUGGUGAUAAUAGUACAGAAUUAUCUCCAGGUAAAUUAAUUUAUAAAUAUUUCCGCAUCCAGCCUUUUAGUGAAAAAAUUCAUAUUAUUGUAAAAUUGGGUACCCAGACAUCUUAA
Diversispora eburnea is the source of this 666-nucleotide messenger RNA. Lineage: Eukaryota; Fungi; Glomeromycota; Glomeromycetes; Diversisporales; Diversisporaceae. The record is from the annotation of a GenBank genome assembly.